AUAUUUUAAAUGAAAUUCCUUUUCCUGCUUACCUUUAUUUUUCAGGCUACAUUGAACGUAAGAACUUGACGUUUAAGAUGGCGCAUGUGAAAGACCUACUGUCAGUUGUACAGAAAUACUGGGAGUUAUAUAUUGGUAUAGAUGAUCUUCUAGCACCGGUGAUCAUCGAGCUUAACUCAGAAUACUAUACAUCAUCUGACUCAGAGACUGACACACAGCUGAAGGGUCGUCAGCAGACACAAGCCUUCGCAGCAGUUGAAGCAGUCAUGAGACAUUUAAUAUCAAGGAACCUUAAAAAACCGAGCAGUGGUAUUGGAGGCUUUUUGGUUUCUAAAUUUUUUGUCAAGAAAAACAGAAUACUUGAGGCAGCUGCUGCUCACUUAUGUAACAUAAAUCCAGAUCACCAGGUACUUGAAGUAGGAUUUGGACCUGGGCUUGGUUUGAAGGAAGUUUUCAAUAAGGUGUCAAAGGGUUCAGGUACUGUUCAUGGCAUUGACAUCUCACAGAAGAGUUUCAGUCUAGCAAACAAAAACUUAAAACAGGAAAUAGGAACUGGAAAAAUCAAGUUACAUCUUGCUUCAGUGACGGAUAUUCCAUACGACUCGUGUACAUUUGACAGUAUAUUUCACUGUAAUUGUUACUAUUUUUGGCCCAACAUGGAUGAUGCAGUCACUGAAUUGCAUAGGGUUAUUAAACCAGAUAAAUCAAUGGUUGCAACCCUAUCUCUUCCGAGAAUGAAAAUGGUUCAGAAACAUGGAUUUAUGCAAUACGGAAAUAUAGAUCCAGAGAGGUAUAUGACUUCACUUGAAAAAAAUGGUUUCUACGACGUUGUUAUGAAAACAAUUCCAUUUGAAGACAAAGAAAUUGAUGCGAUUAUUGCUAAAGCAAGAAAAUAAAUCUUUCUUGCGGCGGGACGUCAAAAAGCGUCCAAAUCCGUUGAUUUGUCAUACGCAAUUAAAAAUGCAGCAUUGGCAACUCCAAAGUUUUAGGAAUUCGAGUUAAGCUGCAAGUAACAUUAAACUAAGGUAAAACUAUAUAAUGUGUUAUGAAUAGGUUCAGUUAUUCAUAUUGUACAAACCGUAAAAGUUGCAUGUAAAGUCUACUGAUUAUUAUAUAAUACGUUGUUGAAAAAAAACUAUUUGACUACGCUUAAGAUUAUGUCGCAAACCGAAGGAUGUACAAUGCUUAAAAAAUAGUCAGGAUUUUUUUAUAAUUUAAAUGUUCAACUUUGAAAUCGAUAGGUUGGUAUACUUUUUUACCAUGGCUUAACUCUAAGGAUUAACGUAUGGCCAGUUCAGCAAGUAUAUAUAGAAGAUCAUGAAUAUCACAGACUGACUGCUUGACCUAUAUCUUGUACAUAAAUAAAUAUUAAUCUAAAGA
Molecule: messenger RNA, 1380 nt
Organism: Mercenaria mercenaria
Lineage: Eukaryota; Metazoa; Mollusca; Bivalvia; Venerida; Veneridae
Exons: 4
Coding region: 78-896 (272 amino acids)
Biological process (GO): sterol biosynthetic process
Cellular component (GO): endoplasmic reticulum
Molecular function (GO): sterol 24-C-methyltransferase activity
Source: RefSeq, a predicted model, not a curated record